Ipomoea nil (Japanese morning glory) is the source of this 1147-nucleotide messenger RNA. Its product is annotated as F-box/kelch-repeat protein At2g44130-like. The transcript has a single exon. Gene Ontology annotation, biological process: regulation of phenylpropanoid metabolic process; negative regulation of cytokinin-activated signaling pathway. Gene Ontology annotation, molecular function: protein binding. The record is from RefSeq and is a predicted model, not a curated record. Bases 72 to 1091 code for a protein of 339 amino acids. NCBI's taxonomy places the organism in Eukaryota, Viridiplantae, Streptophyta, Magnoliopsida, Solanales, Convolvulaceae.
UCUCAAUCUUCUGCAACACUUUUUCAUAGAUAAGAUCAUAAGAAGAGUUUCUGGAAACAAAAGGUCGAGUUAUGGACUCAGCGGAAUUCUCCGAGUUGAUCCCGGGUUUGCCUGAGGAACUCGCUCUAGAGUGCCUCACUCGGUUGCACUACUCGGCUCACUCGGUCUCAUCCCACGUAUGCAGACGCUGGCGCGAGCUUCUUCAGAGCAAGGACUUCUACUAUCACCGUAGACAAACGGGUUUCACCCAUAAGGCGGCUUGUUUGAUCCAGGCGCUUCCGGUUCCGGCCGAUUCGAAGCCGGUUGGGCAACCGAGUUACGGAAUUUCAUUGUUUGAUCCGGCGAGUGGGGAUUGGGAUCGGGUUGCUCCGAUUCCGAAGUACCCUAACGGGUUGCCGCUUUUCUGUCAAAUCGCGAGUACUGAAGGGAAGCUCAUUGUGAUGGGCGGGUGGGACCCGGCGACGUGGGAUCCGAUUAGGGACGUGUUUAUGUACGAGUUCACGACCGGGAAGUGGACUCAGUGCGAGGACAUGCCGUGUAGACGCUCCUUCUUCGCGAUGGGCGCCGCCGGCGGGCGGGUGUUCGUGGCCGGCGGGCACGACGAGAACAAGAACGCGCUGCGCAGCGCGUGGGCGUUCGACACACGGGAGAACCACUGGAGCGAGUUGCCCGGAAUGAGUGAGGCGCGUGACGAGUGCGAGGGGAUCGUGGUGGGGCCCGAGUUCUGGGUGGUGAGCGGUUACGACACCGAAACCCAAGGGCGGUUCAAGAGCAGCGCCGAGGCGCUGCAAAUGGAAACGGGCGAGUGGAGGCGCGUGGAAAACUCGUGGGCGUCGAGUCAGUCCCCGAGGGGGUGUGUGUGGGAGGGCAAAAACGGAAACCUUAGAAGCUGGACUGAGUGUGACCCGGCAGUGAAAUUCGGGUCAUGUGGAAUUGACCUGGGCGAACAUUGCAUAUUGACCGGGUCAUCUUACCAGGGGGCCCCACAUGCUUUCUUCUUCAUCGAACCACAAAAUCUUAAAUUGGUUAAGACAGACGUCCCUGACGAGUUUGCGGGAAUUGUGCAAUCCGGAUGCUGUGUGGAAAUAUGAAUUAUCCAUUCCAAAUAAUUAUACCAUAUUUGUUAAUACUAUAUGAGUUUCAUCCU